Messenger RNA from Drosophila gunungcola (fruit fly), 1707 nucleotides. Its product is annotated as trichohyalin. The coding region runs from base 110 to 1657 and encodes 515 amino acids. NCBI's taxonomy places the organism in Eukaryota, Metazoa, Arthropoda, Insecta, Diptera, Drosophilidae. The transcript has 2 exons. The record is from RefSeq and is a predicted model, not a curated record.
UACGCCAGGCAAGAAACAAAAAAUAAAUCCCUAGUGAUCCAGUUUACAGUUUGACCCCGUUGGAUUAGGUCCACUAAUCUUGAUGGGUGAUUAGUUCCACCCAAGCACUAUGACACCCAAACGAAAGCGUCGCGGACGCAGCGAGUCGAGGGCCAGGAGCAAAGCCAAAGGACAGUCGGAAGCAGAGCACUUGCAACUGCUUGAGGAGCUGGAGUUGGCCGACAGCUGCUGCGAGAUUUGCCACUGCGACUGCUACAGUUCCCACAGCGGCAGCUCGGUGAGUGGACGGGCCAUUCAGCGGCAGGAGAGCCUCAAGGAGCUGCUGCAACUGGACAAGGACAUUCAGGCUCUGGAGCAACUGCAGCGCCGGGACUGCAGUGCCAAGAGCAAAAGGAGUGCCAGCAGUCAGGGCAACAGGAGUGCGUCCCGGUCGCCGACGGAGGGGAAGUCCUCCCACAGCAGGCGGGGAUCUGUCGAUUUCCAGAAAAGGUCCAGAGGUACAGAGUCCGGCCGGAGUCGCCGGUCAAAAAGUGCAGGUAGCCACAGGAGUCAGUCCCGGGAGAAGCAGCAUCCGCAGAAAGCAGAGCCCAUUCCUCCGGAGCGCCGACGACGCGGUGCCCAACGGGAUUGUAAGAUGCUUCAACAAUUUCUGGGUCCCUUGAACGACGCCCCCGCACUUACCAUCAUCGGACGGGCCAAGUCCAAGUCGCAGGAGAAUAUGGCCCGGGGGCCCAGCCAAUCGCAGGCCAAGAAGAGCUCACUGUGCAGCUCGAUGGCCAACCUGUGUCUGGCGCCCACGGUGCGGGCCGCCUUCCAGCUGGUGCCCACUCACGACCAGAAGAUUCUUAACCGCAUGGCGGGAAAGAGGAGCCAGCAGGCCGCCGACAAGGAGACCGCCUGGCUGGCGCGAAAGUUCUGGGAGAACGAGCGACUGGAGCGACAGCUUCUGCGGGUGGAGCAGCUGGAGGCGUACAAGCAGGCGGUCCACGACAAACAGUUCCAGGAUUUCCUGUUGACCAAGGCACGGCUGCAGUCCUUGGCCGAGCGGGAUCUGGCGGAGCUGAAGCGAUUGCGCGGAGCCCUCGAUGCCAAGGACGCUGCGGCCAAGAAGCGGCUGGAGGCCAGGCGUCUGGAGCGGGAUCUCAAUCUCUGCCAGCGCAGGUGCGAGGAGUUGCGCCGCAGUGAGGCAGUCACCGUGCAGCAGGAGGAGCAGCACCUGGACGAGACACUGCGCAAGCGCGACAUCUGCAUGCGGCUCACGCAACGACUGCGGCGGGCGGAUGAGUUGCGUAACCAGCUGCUGGAGGCGUACCUGAAGCGGAUGCAGCACGACAACUAUCUGGAGCAAGUGCAUCACGAGGAGCACUGGCGGGAGCGACAGCAGGAGGAGCGACUGCGCAGGGAUCAGCUCCGCGGGGACAUCGAGCGCAAGAGGCACCAGUCGCAGCGCUUUGUCCAGUGUCGCCAGCGGCGCCAAGAUGACCGCUUUCGUACCGCCAAGAUCUCGGCCAGUCUGCGUGAGCUGGUCCGCCAGUCGGUCACACCCGAAGGCGCUGUCAGUGGAUCGAUGGGUCAGGAUACGCCGGCCCUCAAUUCGUAUGCCCAGCAGCAGCUGCAGCUGGGACGUUUGCUCUUCGAUCAAUCCUCCAGGGAAUGAUACAUUCCUCAACAUGGUUAUGGUUAUGUAAAUACUAAAUUGUUUGUUGG